AUGCCUUACUCAGCAGUCUUCUUUCUCCCAAAACAAAAGCCAAUUUUGAAUUUGACCCUUUUUUGUUUAACAAUGGCACCCUCAUUCUCCUCUAUGGCUGUCUUUCUCUCCACCUUCAUAUUCUGCUUUGCCAUUCUUCUUCACUCCUUGUCUUUGGGAGCUGAAGCUCGUAUUUCACCCGUUUCUUCUCUCGUUAGCCAACAACUUUUUGAUUCCAUUUUCCUACACAAAGAUAACGCUGCAUGCCCCGCUAAAAACUUCUACAACUAUGAUUCCUUCAUCAUGGCAUCCAAAAGCUUCCCUCAAUUUGGUUCUAGUGGUAGUUUAGUCACACGCAAACGUGAGAUUGCUGCGUUUCUUGCUCAAAUUUCGCAUGAAACCACAGGUGGGUGGGCUACUGCACCUGAUGGACCCUAUGCUUGGGGAUUGUGUUUCAAGGAAGAAGUUAGUCCACAAAGUGACUAUUGUGAUUCCACCAACCAACAAUGGCCUUGUUACCCAGGAAAAACUUACAAAGGCAGAGGACCAAUUCAACUUUCAUGGAACUACAACUAUGGGCCAGCAGGGAAGGCCUUGGGAUUUGAUGGAUUGAGGAACCCUGAUGUGGUGUCAAACAAUUCAUUGAUUGCCUUUAAAACAGCUCUAUGGUUUUGGAUGACAGAGCAAAAGCCAAAACCUUCUUGUCACAAUGUGAUGAUUGGAAAAUAUGUGCCAACUCAAGCUGACAUAGCAGCUAAUCGAACUGCAGGGUAUGGCCUAGUCACUAACAUCAUCAAUGGUGGACUUGAAUGUGGAAUUCCUGAUGAUUCAAGGGCUAAUGAUCGUAUUGGAUACUUCAAAAGAUAUGCAACCUUGUUUAACGUAGACACAGGACCUAGCUUGGAUUGUGCAUAUCAGAAAUCAUUUUAA
Molecule: messenger RNA, 909 nt
Organism: Sphenostylis stenocarpa
Lineage: Eukaryota; Viridiplantae; Streptophyta; Magnoliopsida; Fabales; Fabaceae
Source: the annotation of a GenBank genome assembly